AUGACGAUGAGAAAGGGGUCUACGACGACACUAGUUGGUGUGUGCAUAAUGGUGACGGCCAUGCUCAUCUGCAAACUGGAGCUGAGCAUGGCUCAGCAGGAGGAGUGCACCGUGGCUAAUCUGAUCCUCCCAUGCUUGUUGACGAUCCUGCCGGGGACGGCGUCGCCUGAAUGUUGCCGUAACCUGAAGCAGCAGAGCCCCCAGUGCCUUUGCAGUAUCCUUAAAAAUCCCUUGUAUCAACUGUUUGCUCCUAAUGCUAGAAAAACUAUUACGGAUUGUGGUGUGCCUGAUCCUCCCUGUUAA
Messenger RNA from Ipomoea nil (Japanese morning glory), 303 nucleotides. Its product is annotated as non-specific lipid-transfer protein 2-like. The record is from RefSeq and is a predicted model, not a curated record. Gene Ontology annotation, biological process: lipid transport. Lineage: Eukaryota; Viridiplantae; Streptophyta; Magnoliopsida; Solanales; Convolvulaceae. The transcript has a single exon. The coding region runs from base 1 to 303 and encodes 100 amino acids.